AUGUCCUCCGCUGUAAAAGGGGAUGCUAAAGCGGUGGCUGGUCAGCUAAGCUAAACCCACUAUGUGCUGGAUUAUCCUCACCACAGUGUGUACAUAGUAGCUUGCUGGUUAAAUCGAGGAACGCGUAUCGUAUUGACAUCAUCUGUGUUCUGUUAAAAAGUCGUUAAUAUAUUCGGUCUGUGUGUUGAAUGCUAGGUGGCUAACGCCGGAGGCUAGCGUCUUAUUAAAAUGCUAACGUUAGCUAGCUUUAGCAGGCUAGUACAUUUUAAUUACCUGUGAAGACUGCAGCCGUGGGUGAAGAGAGGGGAGCUGAAAUGAGUCAAAAUACUACAAGGUGUCGAGCAUCUUAACCGGCUUUUACAGCAGUUCUGUGUUGCAAUGAGGAGCACCAGAGUUCAGCGCUGAAGGCUCAGAGGCAUGAACUCGGUUUCCCCCAGCGCAGUACAGUACGUAGGGGGCAUGAUGCAGGAUGAGCUGGUGGAGAACCGGAGGCAGCAGCCUCUGGAGCGGCAGGGCAGCUUUGGCCUCAGGCCGCCACAGAAUGCUGAUCCUGGCAGAGAGGCAACCGGAGAGCCUGACGAGAUGGACAAACUGAAAGCCAAACUGAUGUCAGCAUGGAACAGCGUCAAAUAUGGUUGGACUGUUAAGUCUAAAACCUCUUUCAACAAAAUAUCGCCAGUCACCAUCCUGGGAAACUCUUAUCUACUCAACAGUGAAGAUGAGGUUGAGCGAUUUCGUCUGGCUUUUGUGUCGAGGAUUUGGCUGACCUACAGACGGGAGUUCCCUCAGCUAGAGGGCUCCACCUGGACCACAGACUGUGGCUGGGGCUGUAUGCUGCGCAGUGGACAGAUGCUGCUGGCACAGGGGCUCCUGGUCCAUUUGAUGCCCAGAGAUUGGGCUUGGCCAGAUGCUCAGCAGCUAACCGAUGUGGACUUAGAGGUGUUCAGACCGCGGUCCCCAGCCCGGGCUGGAGGAGUCCCCAUCCCCUCCUUUGGCUCUCCACGAGGAUCCAACACCCCCGAAAAGUCCCUGACGAGUGAUCAAGCACCCAAAUGCAGCCAGAAGAAGAGACCCGAGGUUGUAAGGGACAGGCAGGUGGAGCCUAUCCACCACAAGCUGGUCAUGUGGUUCGGGGAUCAGCCCCCAACACCCUUUGGGCUUCACCAGCUGGUGGAAAUCAGCAAAAGUUCAGGGAAGAAGGCUGGAGACUGGUACGGUCCCUCCAUAGUGGCACACAUAUUACGGAAAGCGGUAGCCAAAACCUCCGUGCUCCACAACCUGGUUGUAUAUGUGGCCCAAGAUUGUACAGUGUACAAAGAGGACGUGGCAAAUCUAUGUGACCUGUCACUAAGCCAGACUCCCCCCGAUCAGUCCAGUCAAGCCUGGAAGUCUGUCAUCAUACUGGUGCCUGUACGACUGGGAGGAGAGGCCCUCAACCCGUCCUACAUCGAAUGUGUCAAGAACCUCCUAAAGCUGGAUUGUUGUAUCGGAAUCAUUGGAGGCAAGCCAAAGCAUUCACUUUACUUCAUUGGCUUCCAAGACGAGCAGCUGCUGUAUCUUGACCCUCACUACUGCCAGCCUGUGGUGGAUGUCUCACAAGUUAACUUCUCACUGGAGUCAUUCCACUGUAGCUCUCCCAAGAAGAUGCCCUUUAACCGCAUGGAUCCCAGCUGUACCAUCGGCUUUUAUGCCAAAAACAAGAAGGACUUUGAGUCUCUGUGUUCUGCUGUUAGUGGGGCCCUGUCAUCAUCGAAGGAGAAGUACCCAAUCUUUACUUUCGUGGAGGGCCGGGGUCAGGACUAUGGUCUUGAGGGUCACAGCAGCAAUAACAGCGGACCUGCGGCCCACAUUCUGCCCCCCGGCAAACUGGGCCGGAGUAACAACAGAAGAAACAGUGAUGAGUUUGUCUUCCUGUAAGACACUAAGAAUGCUGCUCUCUCAGCUCUCGCCUGUAGGGAGCAGAAGAUGACACCUCAUUUCCUUUCAAAGGGAAGGACUCGAUUCUGUUGAUGCUGCAGCUGCAAGGUGGACAUGACGCUUUUGUGCUUCGCUGGUCAACAGAAAUAAAAACUGUGCGGCUCUGUCAUCACCAUUUGUGUAGAUGGGUAUUAUAAGCUAACAGGCAUUAACGGGUGCUGUCUGGAGCAUUAUUUUACUGGGCAAAAACAUGAUUUCAUAAUGGAUCAUGGUUGUUUCAAGUACUUGAAGUAUUCUUGAUUCACUUUAUCAGACACCCAAAAUGCCUCAAAGCAUGUUUAAGCAAAAUCAAGCGCUUUAAAGUACUCCGAAUACACUCAACUACUGUGUUUUCAUCCUGGUCUGAACUGGACAGGAAGGUGAUAUUUGAUUAGCUCACUGGUCAGUUAGGGGUGGUGGUCCCUGUUACUGUUCUGGACUUGUAUGAUAUACCCUCUGCUGAACAUCUCCAUUGUUUAAAUUUAUUUAUCAAGUUUAUGAAUGUGUGUGUGCGAGUGUGCAGUUAGUGUAGUUUAUUUCUUUGUCUAAAAAUAAGUGUACUGAUGUCAUUAGGAGUCUGUUUCUCAGAGGUUUCAAAUUCUUCCAGGAGCAUCUUGAACAGAAUACUAAUUCUGGUGUUACAGUCCCAAAAAUCACAUGUAUGACCAGAUCCAUGAUCUCCCACAUGCUUUUGUGCUUCUUUAAGAUUAUGAACCUUCUCUGAACUCUUACAACUCUCCUGAAAAGUUUCUCAACCUCCCAGGUUUAGGGUGAAGAUCCCUUGAAUAGGAGAUAAAUGUAUCUUUCUAUGUGGCUUUUCCCAUAAGGCAUGGGCCUCUUCCACAAAACAAACAGGUUUGCCAAAUAAGCCAGCCAAGCUUAUUGCAGUUAGUCUGAAUAAUUUCCAGGUGAUUUGGCUCCAUAAAGCCAGUUCAACUGUUUUUUCUGCAUAUGUUGCAUCGUAACAGAGCUUGAACUCCGUUGAAUUUGCUUUGUGGAACUGAUUCAAGUGAAAAUAAGCCUGACUUAUUCCUUAAACUCACUUUGUGGAAUAGGCUCCAGAGUUAUUAAGUUAUCUGGAUACGUUUAGCAAAAAUAACACCUAGAACAAGUUUUUAUUUAUGUUCUGGGUUUAACUUGGCUAAAGUUAUCCAUUCAUAAAGAACUGGUCCAGGCUUUAUGGAGUAUUUGCCUUCAAGCUUUUUCUGCAAGUUCAUUUGUGUUUAGUUUGUCCCUUUUCUACAUGAAGCAUACUACUGCAAGUUGCACUACUACUGUUAUUUGGUUUGUUGUCCUGAUUAAACUACAAACACUGGAAUCUCA
Centropristis striata (black sea bass) is the source of this 3279-nucleotide messenger RNA. It is a transcript of the gene atg4da, whose product is annotated as autophagy related 4D, cysteine peptidase a. The record is from RefSeq and is a predicted model, not a curated record. NCBI's taxonomy places the organism in Eukaryota, Metazoa, Chordata, Actinopteri, Perciformes, Serranidae. The coding region runs from base 418 to 1917 and encodes 499 amino acids. Gene Ontology annotation, molecular function: protein-phosphatidylethanolamide deconjugating activity. The transcript is spliced from 11 exons.